CUACUACUAAUAAUAAUACUAUAAACAUUUUAUUGAAAUUACUCAAUCGAUAAAACAAUAGUGAAUAUUAUUAUUUUUCUUGAGAAAAAUAAUUAAUAGAACAACCACAACCACAGUAACAACAAUCACAACAACAACACCAACUAAGAAAUUACACGAGCACAAAUUGAAAUGAACUAAAUAAUCAACGAAUAAAUAAAAUGUUCUCUUAUUGUUAUUUACUUUAUUCAUUACUCACUAUAAUCAUUCAAUCAUUAUAGAGUAUUACGAUAUUCAGAGACAGAGAGAGAGAGAGAGAGAAAAUUCAAGUGACUAAAACAACAUUGUUACCAACCAAAAAUAAACAAAACUAAACUCAACUCUAUAAAGAGUGUAGUCAAUAUUUUAUCAUUCUCUCAAUAAAUUCCUCUCUUUAUCUACAUAACCAAUAACAAGAGUCGUGAUAAAGUCAACUGGAAAUUGUUCUAAUUACGGGGAAGAAAUUUCAAAAAAAAAAGAGAAGAUGAAUCUCUUUAGUUCAAGAAGCAAUUCCCAAUUGUGAUUCAAUUAAUUUUUUAAUGUAUAAAAGCCAACUGCAUUUUCUUAGUGUCUUUCUAUUAGAAUAUUAUCAUUAUCAUUAUUAUUACUACUACUACUAGUAGUACUACAUUGAAACAGAUUUUAUUCAUAUAGAAGAUACGUAACAACAUAUAAAUAUACAUUUGCAUUUACUGGGUGUGAGGGCGGGAAAACAAAAAAAAGAGAAGAGAAACUAUUCAUUUUGCAAGUACUUACUUUCUUGUUUAUUUUUAUUGAUCGAUCUAUUUGUCAAAUUAUCCGCACAAAUUAUUUAGAAAUUAUGAAUAAAACAAAUUCAUUUAUGGCACAAAAUCAUUUACAAACAGAAUUCGAAUUACAAACACCAUGCAUUUUUAACUUUUUAGAUUAUGAUUUGUCUCCAAGUGAAUUACAUAAUCAUCAUAAUCAUCGUCAUCAGAAUAAUAAUUUGUUAGAAGGGGGAGAACAAUGUCAAUCUCGACAACAGCACCACCCCCAACAACAACCACAACAACAAUACCAGUCAAAUCAUACUAUACAUCAUCAGCAUCAACAACAACAACAACAACAAUACAGUGAUAUUCAUUAUUUCAAUUCUCAUCUAUCUAAUUAUCAACAGAAUCAACAUUUACAUGGAAAUAGUUGUAUAAAUUCAACAAUCAAUACAAAUAAUAAUGAUGUAACAAUGUCAAUAAUGAAAAAAAAUGGUAAUGAUCAGUAUUUUUCGUCUGAAUUACAAACCCCAGUCAAUUCAACUUCUAAUUUAGGUAAACGACAAACAUUUCAUGAUAUUAAAGAAUUAUUAUUCGAUAUUUAUCAUGGGGAAAAUGAUGUAUCUUCUAUGAAUAAAAAUAAAGAUAAUACUAUUUCAACUGUAUCACACUAUUCAAACUCCUCUUCAUUUUUAUCAUCCACAUUAAAUCACAAUCAUAAUAGAAUAGAUUCAAAUCAAUCUAUUUCAUAUAAUCAUUUCAAUGAUAUACAUCGAAUGAAUUCAUUAUUAAGAAGAUAUGAAGAAUUACCUAAUUCUAUAGAGAAUUCAGUGUUACAACAUAAUUGUCAAAUUAAUAAUUGUAAAACAAAUUGUCCCUAUGAAAAUACUCCUUCUGAAUGUUCUACACUUCAAAUGAAUGUUCAAAUCAAUAAUAAUAAUAAUAAUAAUGUAAACAAAAUACAAGAAAGUAAACAAAUCAAUUCAAGUUUAUCAAAAGGAAAGUUGGAAUUAAAAUUUGUACUUAAUCAAGAUAAUACCAAUCAAGAUAUUUCAAAAUAUGGUAAAGUAGCUAAAACAAUCAUCACUAAAACUGGUAUACAAAAAUUAUUUGUUAUUCGUGGACGUGUCAUUGAUACACGAAUACAAUUUCAUUAUUAUACAUUGAAAAAUAAUAUAUCAACAACAAUAAUUAAUUACCAUGGUGAUAAUGAUAAUCAUUAUAAUGAAGAAGAUAUUGAUUUAAUGAAAAAUCAUAAAUUUAAAUUAAGAUUUAAACCAUUUACAAUAUUUGGUGGAAUAUGUACACCGGCUAUUGGUUAUAAUGAUCCAAUGCAAAUUCCAAAUAUAUUAUCAAAACAAGAACAAUUAUGUUUUAUACAAGCUGUACAAAAUGAUAAUAAUGUUACAUAUAAACUAAUGAAUGAUGGUUAUUUAGUAAUGGAUAUAGAUUUUAAUAAUUUCUGUGAUAUUUAUCAUUUAGUAUUUCCUUUUCUCAAUUCUAAAUGUCCAAGUACAUGGAAAAAAGAUGUACAUAUUACAGUUACAUUAAUUGAUGAAAAUGAUAAAGAACUAAGUAGCACUGAAUUCGAAGUUGUCAGUUGUGCCAGUCCUAUACGUGAUGCGCGUCGUUAUCAACAACGUCAACGUAUUGCAGAACUGGAAUUCGCAGAGAAGAAUUUGCACAAAACUGCUGUUAGUGCUGAUAGUUUAUUUGAAUGGGAUCAUCAGACAAGUCAAUCGGUUUCACAAUCCACAUCAAAACUCAGCAUUUCUGAUAUCAGCCCCAAUUCGUCUGGUUUUGGUAGUCUUUAUUCUCCACUACCAUCGAUCACAUCUGAAGAAGAUCAUUUCAACGAAUUACAACUUUACUUGGCUCGAAAUGAGGCAUCCACUCCAUCGCAACAUAUAUCUCCAUCUGUAACUACAGAUUCUAUUGCCAUUGGGACUACUAACAAUAAUAAUAGUAGUAUAAGUGAUGUGGAUAAUCAAAAGUCCGAUAUUUUAUCAUCAUCGACGUCUAAUGAUGAACUAAUUGACUUGUCUAGUUGGGAUCGUUUGGAGAAAUUGAAACAAAAACGUUUGAUUAAUAAUUCGACUAAUUCACGUACCAUUGAACGAAAUCCACGAAACCUGUUCAAACACUCGACUGAACAAAUGAGCUCUAAGAUAAUAAGUUCAAAAUAUGCAAUGAAACGACAAGUUAAAGAAAUCGAUAAUGGUUCAUGUGAUGAACAGGAGUAUGUGAUUAAAACAAAAAGUCGACGCAUUUAUCGAAUUCUCAGUCUUCUCAACCGAGAAUUAUCAAGACAUUUAUGACAAAUCGCGCGCGUUAGCACGCAAUUGAGAGAGAGUGAGAGCAAGAGAUAGGCUGUCAAAAAAAUAAUUAAACAUACGGCACAAAACAUAAAAUGAAGGCAUUUGAAGCAGAAAAGAAAACAUACCAAAACAAUCCUUGUUAACUAGAAAAUUCCACUAUCUUCAUUUUAUAUUUUGUAAUACUGUUUGUGUUUGUGUAUGUGUAUGUGAGUGUGUGUUCGUGCAUACACAUAUGCAUGCAUAUGUGUUUAUCUAUUUACUCUCUUUCUAUUACUUCAUUUCUAUCUUCACUUUUAUUGACCACUCUCGUCUACCUUUUAUUUUCUUUUUGCUAUUCUUAUUUAUUUAAAACACCGUAAGUAGUAUUUAACGUAAGUUUCAUCAUUGUUUUUAUUUACCGAGAAAAGCAGUUAUUACCGUUGAAUGCAUUUGCCUGUUCAUAGAAAUAUUGUAUACAACUUAAUAUAUAUAUAUAGGAAACUAUUGUAACUAUGACGAAAAAAAAACAACAACUGGAAAGAAUUAGUACAUUUAAAAAUUAACUCAAUUUGUUGAAGAGGUGAGGGUGAGGAUGGAGGAUAGAGGAUGAAGGUGGAGAUGGGUAUUUUUUGUUUUUCAGAUUAACAGUCUUUCUUAAUUGUUAAUGCUUUUAAUAAAUAAAUAAAUAAAUAAAUAA
Molecule: messenger RNA, 3743 nt
Organism: Schistosoma guineensis
Lineage: Eukaryota; Metazoa; Platyhelminthes; Trematoda; Strigeidida; Schistosomatidae
Source: the annotation of a GenBank genome assembly